GGUCAGUUCUAGGUGGUCUGAUGGACCUGCAGGCCCUGUCCAGAGGGGUGCAGCAGCAGAAUCACAACCUGAUCCGGAACAGGACCAGGCGGGCUCGGGCCCGACGCCAGGCCAACGAGGAACACGAGCUGUUCAACAUCGAGGUCCUACUGGGGGUGGACUCCUCUGUGGUCAACUUCCAUGGCAGAGAGCACAUCCAGAAGUACCUCCUCACCCUCAUGAACAUAGUUAGUGCCAUAUAUUACAUUGCACUACGCAACACUACGCUACCCUACACGACACUACACUAAACCUUUUUCACACACCCAACCAUUUCCACCUCUGAGGUGAUUUUCUACCACAGAAUCAUUCUCUAACCUAAACUCUGUAACCUGUUUUAUGUGCUUCACGUUUCCAUGUGUUUUCCCUUGUUUCAUUUCUGUCUCUUCCACCACCCAUCUCCCCUCAGUUGAAUGUACAGUAGCUCCUGUGUGAGACCUUGCAGAAUUAUUAAUUUGAUUCUAAUGAUUUUCUGGCACUCUGGCCUCACUGGCUUCAAUUAGCCAGCUACCUGGCCAGUGAAAUAGAAUCCAGCCCAUGCCCUCCGGUGGGUCAGGACAGGGGCCAGUGCUAAUGAGGUUAUUAACACAGGGUUAGGAAGGGCUGGGGGGCAGGGGAAUGGGGUAGGACCAGGAAGAGAUAUAUAGAGAGGGGAGGAAUUAAACAGGGGACGGUAGAUACGUAUAAGGUUGAGGGCAAAAGAGUGUGUGUGUGAGGAAGGGAGAGAAGUGUGCGAUGGGAGACUGGUGAAUAUUGAACAUAUGCUUGUUUUAUUUGGCCAAGGGAGGAAAUGGCUUCACAGCUGUAUCUGUGCUAGCGAGCCUUCCUUUUGUGAUGAGGUGAUGUUAAAGGAGUCAGGAGCAGGAGGGUAAAUCACAGAAUAAUAGGCUUUAUUCCGCAACCACAGAGUUACGCAGUAACGUGUCAAAACACUCCAGUGCGCAAAACAGGCGCUACUGGAAAAUACAAGGCACAUGGGAAAAUAUCUCGGCGAUACAAAAUACAAGGAGCUCCACCGAGCUUCACUACUCUCCACAAUAAACAAUCACACACAAAGACAAGGGGGCAGAGGGAACACUUAUACAGGUACUGAUGAGGGGUUAUGAACCAGGUGUGUGUAAUAAACAAGACAAAACAAAUGGAAUGAUGAGAUGAGGAGCGGCAGUGGCUAGAAGGCCGGUGACGACGAAUGCCGAAGCCUGCCCGAACAAGGAGAGGUGGCAGCUUCGGAGGAAGUCAUGACAGUACCCCCCCCUUGACACGCAGCUCCAGCAGCGCGCCAACACCGGCCUCGGUCCCCGUCCAGGAGGACAUGGAGCCGGGCGAGCUGGAUGGCGACGGUGGAAAUCGCGCAAUAGGGAGGGAUUGAGGAUAUCCCAGCACUGCUCCUCAGGAGCGUACACCUCCUACUCCAUGAGGUACUGAAGGCCCCCCACCUGACGCCUCGAAUCCAGGAUGGAAUGGACGGAGUAUGCCGGGGCCCCCUCUAUGUCCAGAGGAGGCGGAGGAAACUCUCGCACCUCAGACUCCUGGAGCGGACCAGCCACCACCGGCCUGAGUAGAGACACAUGGAACGAGGGGUUAAUACGAUAAUCUGGAGGGAGUAAUAACCUAUAUGUAACCUUGUUUAUCCUCCUCAGGACUUUGAAUGGCCCCACAAACCACGGGCUCAGCUUCCGGCAGGGCAGACGGAGGGGCAGAUUCUGGGUCGAGAGCCAGACCCGAUCACCCGGUACCAAGACUGGGGCCACACUGCGGUGGCGGUCAGCGUUGGAGGUGGACAUGAGCCGAAACCAGUCAUCCACCGCAGGAGCUUCGGUCUGGCUCUGAUGCCCCGGUGCCAGAACCGGCUGAUAACCUAAAACACAUUGAAAGAGCGAUAGGUUAGUGGAGGAGUGGCGGAGAAAGUUCUGGGCAUAUUCUGCCCAUGGCAAGAACACCGACCACUCCCCCGGCCGGUCCUGACAGUAGGACCGCAGGAACCUACCCACAUCCUGAUUCACCCGUUCCACCUGCCCAUUACUCUUGGGGUGAAACCCAGAGGUCAGGCUGACUGAGACCCCCAGACGUUCCAUGAACUCCUUCCAGACCCUGGAUGUAAACUGGGGACCCUGGUCAGACAAUAUGUCCUCUGGCACCCCGUAGUGCCGGAAGACGUGUGUAAACAGGGCUUCCGCAGUCUGCAGGGCCGUGGGGAGACUGGACAGAGGAAGGAGGCGGCAGGCUUUUGAUAAGCGGUCCACAACGACCAGGAUGGUGGUGUUACUCAGAGAGAGGGGAAGAUCAGUGAGAAAGUCAAUACACAGGUGGGACCAUGGCCGUUGUCGAACUGGUAAAUUCUGUAACUUACCUGCUGGGAGGUGCCUAGGUGCCUUACUCUGGGCGCACACCGAGCAGGAGGAGACAUACACCCUCACGUCCUUAGCCAAGGUAGGCCACCAGUACAUUCCGGCAGCGCACUGUACGACCAAUAUCUGGGUGACCAGAGGAGGGGGACGUGUGUGCCCAAUAGAUCAGACGGUCACGGACAAGAGAAGGCACGUCCUGCAGCCCAGCUGGACACUGAGGUGGAAAUGGCUCUGUGCGUAACGCCCGCUCUAUGUCCACGUCCACCGCCCACACUACCGGCACCACAAUGCAGGAGGCCGGGGGUAUGGGGGAUGUUGUCUAUGGGCCUCUCCUCUGUGUUGUACAGCCAUGACAGUGCGUCUGCCUUUACGUUCUUCGUAACCGGGAUGUAAGAUUGUGUAAAUUGAAACCGGGUGAAGAACAAGGCCCACCUGGCCUGGCGAGGGUUCAGCCUCCUAGCUGCCGGAUGUACUCCAGGAUACAGUGGUCCGUCCAGAAGAGGAAAGGGUGUUUCGCACCCUCGAGCCAGUGUCUCCACAUGGUCAGGGCUCGGACAACAGCCAACAGCUCCAGAUCACCAACGUCGUAGUUCUGCUCCACCGGGCUGAGCUUCUUGGAGAAGAAGGCACAGGGGAGGAGCUUGGGUGGCGUGCCCGAGCAUUGAGAUAGGACAGCGCCUAUACCUACCUUGGAUGCAUCCACCUCCACUAUGAAUGGUAGUGAUGGAUCGGGAUGGACCAGUAUUGGGGCUGAGGUGAACAGAACCCUCAGGUUACUGAAGACCCUGUCAGCCUCAGCAGACCAGCGGUGCCGGGACGGCCCACCCUUCAACAGAGAUGUGAUGGGAGCUGCGACCUUGCCAAAGCCCCGGAUAAACCUCCGUUAGUAAUUGGCAGUAAUGAAACGCUGCACCUCCUUAACCGUGGUUGGAGUCGGCCAAUUACGCACGGCUGAAAUGCGAUCUCCCUCCAUCUCCAUGCGCACAGUGGAGGUAGUGUCUGGACUUUCCACCGUGGUUGCACCUACGGAAACACCUAGACACCUACCCUGACACUCUCGCGACCACCCUGUGAAUACCCUCUGCGGCCAUGAAAAGGUGGGGAGGCAGGCCCCUUCCAGGACGUCCUCUAGCAGCCAUCAGAUUGUCCAACCGCAUGGCCAUGUCCACCAGUUGAUUGAAGGACAACGUGGUGUCCCGGCAGGCUAGCUCCCUUCAGAUGUCCUCUCGUAUAUGGCACCGGAAGUGGUCGAUGAGGGCCUGCUCGUUCAACCCGGACCCAGCCGCUAGAGUACGAAACUCCAGGGUGAAGUCCUGCGCGGUCCUUGUCCCCUGCCUCAGGUGGACCAGCCGCUCACGGCCCGAAAGAGGUGAGCAAACUCCCCGUAGGCUCCUCCUUCACUCCAGAAUGCGUUGGCCCACUCCAGGGCUUUCUCCGAGAGGCAGGAGACGAGGGCGGACACCUUUUCCCGCUCCAAUGGAGCCGGGCUGAUGCUCGAGAGGUAUAACUCCAGUUGUAGGAAGAAUCCCUGGCAGAGGGCAUCUGUCCCGUCGAAAUCCCUCUUGGUGCUGGGGUGUGGGUGGCUGGAUCCGGUUGCUCAGCUGGUCCCGAAAGAUCGCUUCUCCCAAGCUGGCUAGCAUCGUCGAAUGCUCCCGGACCCAUGCCACGACUCCGGGCAUGUGCUCCUCUCCUGCUGACUCCAUGUCUUAGGUGUGUGAUUCUGUGAUGAGGUGAUGUUGAAGGAGUCAGGCGCAGGAGGGUAAAUCACAGAAUAAUAGGCUAUAUUCCGCAACCACAGAGUUACGCAGUAACGUUUCAAAACACUCCAGUGCGCAAAACAGGUGCACUGGAAAAUACAAGGCACACACAGAAGAAAAACAAGAUCAAACGCGCUGCCCAGAAACACACUGUGGCACAGUUGUGUUAUUCCUCAGUAAGGGGAGUCAUUUAGCCGUUUUACAUUUGAUCCUCUGAAGCAGAGCAAGAGGAUGAAUCCAACUAAAUCAAUUCUCACAGACAGACAGGCAGACAGAGAGACAGACAGGUCAACAGAAAGAUGAUGAGACUGGCAGACAGGCAGGCACGCAGACUGGCAGGUAGUCAGGCAGGCAGGCAGGCAGAUAGACAUACAGACAGACAGACAGACAGGGCCAGGCGGCCUCAGGGAUCAGGGGCUCAGGUGCAGCUGGCCCAUCAGGAGGGAGGGGCCCAGACAGACACAGGCCCCAGGGAGUUUCUACCAAGGACAUCUUCUGAAGGUUGCUUAGCAACUCUUAUGCAGAAGAAGAGGAGAGAGAGAUAGAGAGCACGAGGGAGACAGGCAGUGUUCUCCUGACUGGGGACUAGUCCUUAAUGGCUCUGUUUAGCUCUAAUAGGCUCGUUUGGAUUAUUGUGCAUUGGUGCCAAUUAAACUGCAUUCAAUUGCAUAAUACAUAAAGGAUUCGGUCUAUCAGGUAUCUAGACUCCAACGCACAUUGAAUAAUAUUGUCCUUUUAGCCUUUAGCAUAAAUCUGAUAUGAUAAUACAGCUAAAGAUUUUCCAUCAGAGUUACCUUUUCCAUUAUCCCAUGUCAGUCAGUCUGUCAGUGUGCGUGUCUGUUCUGGUCUCUGUCAGCUCUCUAUUCUCCUCCCCUGGCCUCAUUAGCUCAGUCUAUCUGACAGGGGACUGUCCUCCCUCUAUACCUCUACACUCACUCACUCACUCACUCACUCACUCACUCACUCACUCACUCACUCACUCACUCACUCACUCACUCACUCACUCACUCGCUCGCUCACUCACUCACUCACUCACUCACUCACUCACUCACUCACUCACUCACUCACUCACUCACUCACUCACUCACUCACUCACUCACUCACUCACUCACUCUCUCACACACACACACACACACACACACACACACACACACACACACACACACACACACACACACAGAUAACCCCUCACUCUCCCUGCACUGUCAUGGGCCACCUCCCCUGGGCCAGGACAGGUGAGGUGUGUAAAUGAAUAAGGUGUGACAGACAGACAGGGCCAGACGGGCCAGACAGGGCCAGAGGAGCCCAUCCCUCUCUGGGACAUGCUCACUCAGAUGGUAACUGGGACACCCCUGCCUCUCCUACUAAUCUCUGACAGUUAGGACUGGAAUAGUGACAGAAGACAUAAAAUAUGGGUGGAUACAUUUUUAAUUAGACCUCCUCUUAGAGAGAGAAGAGCAUUCCUAGCAAGAGGUGCAUUUCUGGGGAAUAGGUGCACAUGAUGCAUUGAUAGAAUUCCAACAUAUAAAUGUCAGAUGGAGACAUACCAGGUCCUGUUAACUGCUCCCCUUCCUGCACAAUAUCCAACCUCUCUCAGAUAAGUCAGCCAAGUAAUAUGCAUUAUGAUUAUGUACUGUAGUCGCAGGCCACGUGCUUCCGUCAGUUUGUCUGUCUGUCUCUGCAGGUGAAUGAGAUUUACCAGGAUCGUACCUUGGGUGCUCACAUCAACGUGGUUCUGGUCCGUAUCAUCAUGCUGUGUCCUGCCAAGGUAAGAGACAAUAGGCUUAAGCCAUUCACUCACAUGGUCAGCAGAUGUAACCUGUAGGAGAUAGACUGAUCCCCAUGUCAGAAUACUCCUGUACUCUGGUAUUGCGGUGGGGCUCUGUUGGAGCAUGUGGGUCGGUGUAGGGUUGAUGCGGUAAAGGAUCAGUUUGUGUGUGUGUGUGUGUGUGUGUGUGUGUGUGUGUGUGUGUGUGUGUGUGUGUUUGUCUGUAUAAUCUUUAAACAAAAAAACCUUGAUCAAAAAAAGAAUAGUCCUUUACUGUAUCUACUUUGGUUAAGUAAAUUUUUAAUAGUAGAACCCCAUUACUGUAGUGACAGAAUGAGGCAUUAUCUCUUGUGUGCAAAAAGCAUUUUGUUGUGUUGUUUCAUCAAUUGUAUUAUGGAUUGCCUGUGAUUGUCAGUUUAUAUGAGAGAAUUCCUCAUUUGCUGUCAUGGCAUCUUUGUGCAUUUGUCCCUUCAAGAGUACCACCUACUGGCUAGCAGGAUAUGCCAGAAAUACUUUGGAAAAAAGCCUUUUCAAUGCAUUGCAGACACACAGGGAAAUAUACAAAAAUAAUUUGUCGACAUCCUCUUGAUGAGUCGCCCUCAUCAAUAACUGAUCUAGUGUUUUAGCAUAACAAUGUUGUAAGAAUGGACUGAGGUAAUGUGGUGACAGUUUGUCCUUUCCUGUAUUGUCUCCAGUCUAUGAGUCUGAUAGAGCUGGGGAACCCAUCUCAGAGUCUAGAGAACAUAUGUCGCUGGGCCUUCCUGCAGCAGAAGGAAGACAGGAGUGAUCCAGAGUACCAUGACCACGCCAUCUUCCUCACCCGACAGGAGUUCGGUCCCUCCGGCAUGCAAGGUACUGGAGAUACUUAAUGUGCUCUCAUACAGUAUACACGUCACGUGUGUGCACACUGUAUACAUAUUCCUUUCUUCUUUUCUCUCUCGUUCUUUCUCUUUCUCGUUGCUUAGGUUACGCUCCUGUGACGGGUAUGUGCCACCCAGUGCGGAGCUGCACUCUCAACCACGAGGACGGCUUCUCCUCUGCCUUUGUCGUGGCACACGAGACUGGACACGUGUGAGACACACUUAUACACACCGUUCAACACAUAGUAUACACAAAUACAUUUAUUACUGCAGUUACUACUAUGCAUUUACAUUUUGUAGGAUAACAAGAAACUCUAUAAAAAUGUUUUUACACAUGCACGCAUACUCACAGCUGUGUAUUAGUGCCUGCUGUUUAUUUGAAGCCAUCCUGUCCUCCCCUGUCAGGCUGGGUAUGGAGCAUGAUGGCCCCCCUGGUAAUGAGUGUGGUGAUGAGGUGCCCAUGGGUAGCAUCAUGGCCCCUCUGGUGCAGGCUGCCUUCCAUCGCUUCCACUGGUCCCGAUGCAGCCAGGCGGAGCUCAGCAAGUACCUGAAGUGAGUUCAGGUCAACCCUGACCUCUGACCUCUCUCUGUUCCCACAGUCAGAACCGACACAUCUCAAUCCCCAAUAGAACAUGGCUUUAUGUUGUCUAAUGGUCUUAUACAGAUUAGAUCAGGUUAGUUAGGGAGGUUUCUCUGUCUUGUUCUGUUCUGUCUUGCAGUCAUGUGGCUCAUUCCUUAUGUGAUUACAGUGAAGGGUUAGAUUUUGAAAUGUUUAUUCAACUGUUAGAUCGAAACCAAAGUCUUCAACUCCAAUUCAUGUUUUUCUCUCAUAGCUCCUAUGACUGUCUCCGUGACGACCCCUUUGACCAUGACUGGCCGGCGUUGCCACAGUUACCAGGGAUACACUACUCCAUGGACGAGCAGUGUCGAUUUGACUUUGGCGCCGGCUACACCAUGUGCACGGCGGUGAGUCCUUCAUCAACUCCACACCCGUACGCACCCAUAUGCCCAACAAGAUGACUAGUCGCCACACCAGCAGCAUCUAGUGGUGGUACCAAUUGAAUUGAAUAUCCAUCCCUUAGAAAGGCCACCAUCUGGGGCCUACGCUGGUCAAAUUCAAUAGAGCUUCACACCAGGGUCUCUCUAAUGACCAUCGUCCUUGACUUCCUCCUUGACUAGGUCUAGGUCUAGGUCAGGGCGUGACCAUAAAACUGGAGCCAUCUUAGCUUUUAAAGCAUCCAGGGGAACAAAUCCGAUUUUUAUGAACUCAUGAGUUCAAAGCAGGCUAACUUGAUCUUUUGCUGCAGUAUGACCUCAUUAUGUUUCAGUGUCAUGUGAGUCUUUGGAUGAAAAGAACUACAAAACAAUAACGGGUUUGUUUAAUUGCCCCUCUGAAGAGGAAAACAACAUUUCAGAGUCAGUUAUAUUGAAAAGGCUGAACUAUUUGGAGAGAUGGUUUUUGUUUGAUGUGGGAAAAAGAGAAUAAUGACAGCUGUGACAGCAGGUUUUUAGAUCACAUUCAGGCGUAAAUUGGAGGGAGUGCCUAUUGGACACUUUGCUUCCCUUUCUUGUCAAACUAUUUCCUUAGCUGUGAAGGGGUGGCCCGUUCAGCAAAGCAGGGAAGGGAUAAGCCUAGGUCAGAGAAGUGUGUCCAUAACUUCUUUGUUUAAUGUUGUCCACAAACCAUGUAGCUGUUAAGGUGUCUGUAAGGGUGGUCAACCAUGUCACUGUCUAUCCUUCGUGACAUUCAUGUACAUUCGUUUCGAUCAGGGUUAGUAUUUUAUAAGCUUGGUGGACUGUCUGGUGUAAGAUAAUGUAUUUUACAGACCUGUCCUCGUGUGUACAGAAACACACAGAAACAUACACACACACAGACACACACACACACACACACACACACACACACAUACCUUCAUGAUGUGUUCCAUGUCCUUAGGGCCAGGUUACAUGUACUGAAUGUUCGCACGCAGGUUGUUAGUUUAUUUGAUGGUGAUGGAGAAAGCAAAGAUGGGGUGAUUUUAACCUACAGUCUAAACUACUGGAGUUAAGGCGUUAUACGUGAAACAUACUCCUGCAACUGUAUCUGACUGUACUGUGCUGUGAGGGACAGCAAUAGAUUCAUAGUAUGUGUGGUUCUAUGUACUGUAUGUAAUUCAAACAUUAUGUUUUGUCUUGGUGAAUCAGAUUUGACCAAGUUCAAUUUCUUGUUUAAGGGCCUUGGUAAUGUACACUACCGUUGAAAUGUUUGGGGUCACUUAGUAAUUUCCAUUAAAAUAACAUCAAAUUGAUCAGAAAUACAGUGUAGACCAGGGGUGUCAAACUCAUUUUAGCUCAGGGGCCACAUGGAGGAAAAUCUAUUCCCAAGUGGGCCGGACCGGUAAAAUCAUGGUAUAUAUAACUUAAAAACAACAACUUCAGAUUGUUUUCUUUGUUUUAAUACUAUCAACAUAAAACAUAAAGCUGGAGCCUGAGGACAGUGUGUCCAAAAUAGUACAAGCACAACAUCACUAUUAAUCAUAAAACACCUGAAGUUUAUUUGAAAAUUCUAAAGAAAAAGAACACACAAACACACAAUGCCUCAGUGAUUCACAUAACUGUUUCACAGAUCACAGAACUAUAUCAGGGUGUCAUUUCUCAGGCAGAAAUGUAGAUACAAAUAAUGAAAUCCUGUUCCCCAAACAAGUGCAAGAACCACAGAGUCAAGAAUAGGAUAAAUAUACAAAUAAAAUAAAAUCAAUUAAAAACAAUAGCACAUCAACAUAAAAACAUAUAAACAUAAAGAUGGAGCCUGAGGACAGUGUGUCCAAAAGCACAACAUCACUAUUAAUCAUAAAACACCUCAAGUUAUUUGAAAUUCUGAGGACAAACAACACACAAACACACAAUGCCUCAGUGAUUCACAGAAGUAUAUCACAGAUCACAGAACUAUAUCAGGGUGUCUCAUGCAGCACUUUAAGUGGGGUUGCAUAGUUUAUUUGACUCUUGAUACCUGGCAUCUUUUAGCUUUCACCAGCGCAUCAAUAUCAGGCGUCACAUCCUGAGUGGCAGCCAACUUCAGGAUGUGAUUCAAGUGCUUGUGCGUGAGCCUUGAGCGCAGCUUUGUUUUAUUCAUGACGUUAUCCAUCUUUAAUGACUUGCAACACAAAGCCUUCUGGUGCAAAAUACAGUGAAAAGUCCAAAAAUCACGUCCUCCAUUUGCAGAUUGCACUUUCUCUCUGAACUUUGUCACAACGCCUGCUUUUUUCCCGAUAAUUGAGGGCACACCAUCUGUAGCCAGGCUGACAGCGCGGGACCAGUCCACUCCGACCCUGUCCAGCGGGGCUGACGAGUGCAGUGAAAAUAUCAGCUGCUGUCGUUGUAUCUGUCAUCGGCACCAACUCCACGAACUCCUCGGUGACGGUCAAUGUGUCAUCAACUCCGCGGAUGAAAAUGGCCAGUUGUGCAACAUCUGUAAUGUCCGUGCUUUCAUCAAUUGCAACCGAAAACGCAAUAAAUGACUUUACUUCCACUGAAUCCACUGAAAGAUCGGAAAUCCUGUCUGCAACUGUGUUUCUUGUCAGGCUGAUAUUUGCAAAAGCCUGGUGCUUUUCAGGGCACACAAUCUCCGCUGCCUUCAUCAUGCAUGUUUUUACAAAUUCACCCUCACUAAAUGGUUUUGAAGCCACUGCGAUUUCAUUAGCAAUGAGGUAGCUAGCUUUCACUGCAGCGUCACUGAUGUCUCGGCUGUGAGUAAACACAGACUGCUGUUUCUUCAGACCCACCAACAGUUCAUUCACCUUCUCUCUUCUCCGCUGUCCUUGAAAGUUGUCAUAUUUGUCGGCAUGAAGACUCACAUAGUGGCGACGAAGGUUAUAUUCUUUCAGCACUGCAACAUGCUGUGAACACACCAAACAUACAGCUUUCCCAUUCAAUUCCGUGAAUAAAUAGAAGGAUGACACUUUUUCUUGGAACACUCUGCACUCUGCGUCCACUUUUCUCUUUUUUUGACAGAGACAUAUUGGGGCAAUGAGGGUGCCAAAGCACAUAAUGUUAAAAGUAGAAGCCGUAAUAAAUAUCGCGGGCAAAACAAAGUAGCUCAUCCGGACUGGCUGCACUUGCUUGACCUAUUUGCUCUGCCCCGGUAUUAAACAGUUUGCUUGCUUAACACAAUUGCUAUUGCGCCAUCCAGUGGACACAAUUGGAACAGCAGUUUCUUUUAUUGAAAAAUGGCAGCUCAUUUUUAUACUUUACAAAAUCAUCUCGCGGGCCGGAUUAAACCCGUUUGCGGGCCUGAUCCGGCCCGCGGGCCGGACGUUUGACACCCCUGGUGUAGACAUUGUUAAUGUUGUAAAUGGCUAUUGUAGCUGGAAAUGGCUGAUUUUAAACAAAAUUGAAUAUCUACGUAGGCGUACAGAGGCCCAUUACCAACAACCAUCAGUCCUGUGUUCCAAUGGCACGUUGUGUUUGCUAAUCCAAGUUUAUCAUUUUAAAAGGCUAAUUGAUCAUUAGAAAACCCUUUUGCAAUUAUGUUAGCACAGCUGAAAACUGUUGUGCUGAUUAAAGAAGCAAUAAAACUGGCCUUCUUGAGACUAGUUGAGUGUCUGGAGCAUCAGCAAUUGUGGGUUUGAUUACAGGCUUACAAUUUCCAGAAACAAAUAACUUUCUUCUGAAACUCGUCAGUCUAUUCUUGUUCUGAGAAACAAAGGCUAUUCCAUGCGAGAAAUUGCCAAAAAACUGAAGAUCUCGUACAACGCUGUGUACUACUCCCUUCACAGAACAGCACAAACUGGCUCAAACCAGAAUAGAAAGAGGAGUGGGAGGCCCCGGUGCACAACUGAGCAAGAGGACAAAUACAUUAGAGUGUCUAGUUUGAGAAACAGACGCCUCACAGGUCCUCAACUGGCAGCUCAUUAAAUAGUACCCGCAAAACACCAGUCUCAACGUCAACAGUGAAGAGGUGACUUCGGGAUGCUGACCUACGCAGAGUUGCAAAGAAAAAGUCCAGUGUUCUUUUGCCCAUCUUAAUCUUUUCUUUUUAUUGGCCAGUUUGAGAUAUGGUCGUACUGCCAGGACCCCCAGCCAGUCCUGGCAGUAGGACCACAGGAACCUACCCACAUCCUGAUUCACCCGUUCCACCUGCCCAUUAGACUCGGGGUGAAAACCAGAGGUCAGGCUGACCGAGUCCCCCAGACGUUCCAUGAACGCCUUCCAGACCCUUGAUGUAAACUGGGGACCCCGGUCAGACACUAUGUCCUCUGGCACCCCGUAGUGCCAGAAGACAUGAGUAAACAGGGCUUCCGCAGUUUGCAGGGCCGUGGGGAGACCGGGCAGAAGAAGGAGGUGGCAGGCUUUAGAAAAGCAGUCCACAACGACCAGGAUGGUGGUGUUACCAUGAGAGAGGGAAUAUCAGUGAGCAAGUCAAUUGAUAAGUGGGACCAUGGGCCGUUGUGGAACUGGUAAGGGAUGUAACUUACCCGCUGGAAGGUGCCUAGGUGCCUUACUCUUGGUGCACACCGAGCAGGAGGAGACAUACACCCUCACGUCCUUAGCCAAGGUAGGCCACCAGUACUUCCCGGUCAGGCAGCGCACUGUACGGCCAAUACUUGGGUGACCAGAAGAGGGGGACGUGUGUGCCCAAUAGAUAAGACGAUCACGGACAAGAGACGGCACAUACCGCAGCCCAGCUGGGCACUGAGGUAGAGAUGGCUCUGUGCGUAACGCCUGCUCUAUGUCCGCGUCCACCGCCAACACUACCGGCACCACAAUGCAGGAGGCCGGGAGUAAGGGGGUGUUGUCUAUGGGCCUCUCCUCUGUGUCGUACAGCCGUGACAGUGCGUCUGCCUUCACAUUCUUAGUGCCUGGUAUGUAUGACAGCAGGAAAUAAACCAGGUGAAGAACAAGGCACACCUGGCCUGGCGAGGGUUCAGCCUCCUCGCUGCCCUGAUGUACUCUAGGUUAAGGUGGUCAGUCCAGAUGAGAAAAGGGUGUUUCGCCCCCCCUCGAGCCAAUGCCUCCACGCGGUCAGGGCUCUGACAACCACCAACAGCUCCCUAUCCCCAACGUUGUAGUUCUGCUCCGCCGGACUGAGCUUCUUCGAGAAGAAGGCAUGGGGCGGAGCUUGGGUGGCGUGCCCGAGCGUUGGGAUAGGACAGCGCCUAUCCCUACCUCGGACGAAUCCACCUCCACCACAAACGGUAAUGAUGGAUUGGGAUGGGCCAGUACCGGGGCUAAGGUGAACAGAGACCUCAGGUUACUGAAAGCCCUGUCAGCCUCAGCAGACCAGCGGAGCCGGGACGGCCCACCCUUCAACAGAGAGUUUAUGGGAGCUGUGACCUUGCCAAAGCCCCAAUAAACCCCAGAUAGUAAUUGGCAAAACCAAUAAAGCGCUGCACCUCCUUUACCGUUGGUUGGAGUCGGCCAAUUAUGCACAGCUAAAAUGCGGACUCCCUCCAUCUCCACACUUGAGGUGGUGAUGUGGUAUCCGAGGAAGGAGAUGGACUGUUGGAAGAACAGACACUUUUCUGCCUUGGCAUAAAGGUCAUGCUCCAACAGUUGGGCCAGCACUUUGCGAACCAGGGACACAUGCUCGGCGCACAUAGCGGAAUACACCAGAAUGUCAUCGAUGUAGACCACCACACCGCGACCAAGCAUGUCCCGAAACACCUCAUUCACAAAGGACUGGAAGACUGAUGGAGCAUUCAUCAACCCGUACGGCAUCACCAGGUAUUCAUAAUGCCCCGUGGUUUUGCUAAAUGCUGUCUUCCACUCGUCCCCUUCCCGGACACGCACCAGGUUGUACGCACUCCGGAGAUCUAAUUUUGUGAAGAAGCGUGCCCAAUGCAUUGAUUCGAUAACAGAGGAGAUGAGGGGUAGAGGGUAACUAUAGCGAAUGGUAGUUUGAUUAAGUGCCCGGUAAUCAAUGCAAGGGCGCAGACCUCCGUCUUUCUUCUUCACGAAAAAUAAACUUGAGUAGGCGGGCGAAGUGGAGGGACGUAUGAACCCCUGGCGCAGGGACUCGGAGACGUGUGUCUCCAUAGCCUCCGUUUCAGCCUGCGACAGGGGAUAUACAUGACUCCUGGGAGGCACAGUGUCUAACCGAUGGUGUGGUAAUUUGGUCGCCUUCAUUUUGGAAAACGCGUGCGCAAAGUCGAGGUAUUUGGGGGGAAUGUGCACGGUGGAGGUAGUGUCUGGACUUUCCACCGUGGUUGCACAUACUGAAACAGCUAGACACCUACCCUGACACUCACGCGAUCACCCCGUAAUAACCCUCUGCGGCCAUGAAAAGGUGGGGUCAUGUAGUGCGAGCCAGGGAAGACCCAACACAACAGGGAAAUCACAGGACGCAAUAAUAUAAAAGGUGAUUUGCUCCCCAUGGGUCUCCUGCAUAAUCAUCGUGACUGGUGCUGUAACUUCCCUAACAAAACCUGACCCUAAUGGUCGACUGUCAAGUGCUUUGAUGGGCAAUGGAAUGGGUAGGGGAACCAAUGUAAUACCUAGACUAUUAGCUAAAGAUCUGUCCAUAAAGUUCCCAGCUGCGCCUGAAUCGACCAGCGCCUUACGCUGGGGAAUCAGGAAAGUUGACGUGUAUGGUGAAGUACGCAGCAGAGGGCUCUGAACGAGUGUGGGUUUACUCUACCUGGGGUGAUGCGAGAGUGCCCUACCUGCCGCCUCCAGACCCAGAAGAACUCGGACGACAGCGUGCAGCAGAAUGUCCUCUCUUGCCACAGGAGUGACACUGGAUCUGUCGUCCUCUGUUCUCCCGGAUCGCUGCACCACCCAGCUCCAUCGGAACGUAAUCCGGGUUGAAGGGGGGUGAAAUGGGCAGGCCCCUUCAAGGAUGUCCUUUUGAAGCCAGCAGGUUGUCCAACUGGAUGGCCAUGUCCACCAGCUGGUUGAAAGUCAAUGUGGUAUCCCAGCAGGCUAGCUCCCUUCGGACGUCCUCACGCAGGCUGCAGCGGAAGUGGUCGAUGAGGGCCCGCUCGUUCCACCCGGACCCAGCCACUAGAGUUCUAAACUCCAGGGACAAAGUCUUGUGCGGUCCUCGUCCCCUGCCUCAGAUGGACCAGACGCUCGCCUGCCUCUCUACCUUCAGGGGGAUGAUCAAAGACUGCCCGGAAGAGGCGAUUGAACGCCCCGUAAUUGUCCAACGCGUCUCCUCCUUCACUCCAGACCGCGUUGGCCCACUCCAGGGCUUUCCCCGAGAGGCAGGAGACGAGGGUGGACACCUUCUCCCGCUCCGAUGGUGCCGGGCUGAUGGUGGAAAAGUAGAGGUCCAGCUGCAGGAGGAAUCCCUGGCAGCGGGCCGCUGUCCCGUCGUGCUCCCUUGGUCGAGAUAGUUGAAUACCUCUGGGCGCUGGGGUGUGGGUGGCUGGAUCCGGUCGCUCAGCUGGUCCCGAAGGGUCGGGUCCUCUCCUCUCCAGGCGUUGGACGACCUGGAGAACCUGAUCCAUCGCUUAGCCCAAGCUGGCUAACAUGUUGGAAUGCUCCCGGACCCGCUCAACGACUCUAGGCAUAUUCCCAGCUCCUGCUGACUCUGUUGGGUGUGUGAUUCUGUAGCGGGUGAUUUUGGACGGAGUCAGGCGCAGGAGGGUAAAUCACAGAAUAAAUGGUUUAUUCGGCAAUACAGCGGUACACAGCAAUGCGUGAAACGCUACAGUGCGGUAAAACGGCGCACUGGAGAAAACAAGGCACACGGGUGAAUAUCCCGGCGAUACAAAAUACAAUAUAGCUCCACCGAGCUAUAGUAACCUCCACAAUAAACAAUCACACACAAAGACAUGGGAGGCAGAGGGAACACUUAUACAGGUACUGAUGAGGGGAUAUGAACCAGGUGUGUGUAAUAAACAAGACAAAACAAAUGGAAUGAUGAGAUGAGGAGCGCCAGUGGCUUGAAGGCUGGUGACGACGAACGCCGAAGCCUGCCCAAACAAGGAGAGGAGGCAGCUUCAGAGGAAGUCGUGACACUGAAAGGCUGUUGUUAAUUUGUUUACAGAGGAAUAGCAUUGUAUUUGGUAAAACACAAUUUUUCCCAACAGUUUGCUAAGAGCUGGCAGCAAGCUUAUAGGUCUGUAUUAUUUAUUGACCUGAGUAAACCAUAUCUUGUGUAAGCUUACAACUAUUAAAAAUAUUAGAGAUAUAUUGGACUGGUAUAGUAUUAAGUUAAUACCACCAAUGACAAUGUUGGACGGUUGUGUACACACAAUACUGUUGAUGUUUUCUUGGUUGACAUGUCAAGGCUGUGGGAAGCUUUCUUCAGCUACAUGUGUGAGAGAGAGCAUGAAUCUGUUUCUUUUAGUACAGCACCUAUGACCCCUGCAAGCAGCUCUGGUGCAGUCACCCAGAAAACCCAUUCUUCUGCAAAACCAAGAAGGGUCCGCCCAUCGACGGCACUAAGUGUGCACCGGGGAAGGUGAGAAAGAUUCCUCUUUACAUGUUAAUGUUUGCUACAGUGUUUGUGUAAACAUAAGCAGUAACAACUAUCUUCCUCUCACCCUGGUUCUCUCUCUCUAUCUCUCUCUCGUUCCCUCCCUCCCUCUCUUUCAGCACUGCUUCAAGGGUUACUGCAUCAAGUUGACCCCAGACAUUCUAAGGCAGGAUGGUGCUUGGGGCACGUGGAGUAACUUUGGCUCCUGCUCUCGCACCUGUGGGGGUGGUGUGCGCUUCCGGACCCGUCAGUGUGACAACCCAAUGUGAGUACAACACAAGACUGAUAUGUAUGCAUUUACGCUCUCCUCAUGAUAGGAAGAUGUCUAAAAUGUCUCAAAUGUAAGGAAUACCCGCUGUCUCUCUCCCUUGCCAUAACUCAGCCCUGCCAAUGGAGGACGCACAUGCUAUGGCAACAGCUAUGAGUUCCAGCUGUGCAACCUAGAGGAGUGCUCCAAGCCCUUCGCUGACUUCAGGGAGGAGCAGUGCAAGAUGUGGGACCCAUACUUUGAGUAUGACAACACCAAGCACCACUGGCUGCCCUAUGAGCAUCCUGACCGUAAGUCCACAGCGCUGCCUGGGAAUCAAAAGGCCUGGCUUGGAAAAAGACAGAGGGACCAGAGAAGGGUUCAGACUGACGUUAAUUUCCUUUAGCACUAUUCUUAAACAUGUGGACUGUGUUAUAGCAUAACUACCACUUUCUUGACGAUUAGUUAUUCAUCGUGAAAAUAUCAUAAUCUACACAAGUACACUCACAAAAUGGACACAAAAAUACCUAGAAUAUAAGCAGGGUAUAGUAAGAGUUGGACUUUCUCCAUCCUAACACCUCUCCUCUUUGAUUGGUACUUGUGCAUCAGUGGAGGUUGCUGAGGGGAGGACGGCUCAUAAUAAUGGCUGGAAUGGAGCAAAUGGAAUGGCAUCAAGCACAUAGAAACUAUGUGUUUGAUACCAUUCCACCUAUUCUGCUCCAGCCAUUACCACGAGCCCAUCCUCCCCAAUUAAGGUGCCACCAACCUCCUGUGUUGUGCUUGCCUUCUCCACCCAUUGACUGUUCAGAGGCCAGAUGGCUUUUUUACUCAGAAGUUGACCUGGAGGCUUUGUAGAGGCAGAGAGAGGAAAAAGUUUACACCACUGCUCUCAUUCUUCCGUUGUGAGGCCAGGACCAAUUUCCAUGGCAAACCAUCAUAAAAAUCUGAAGUUACAUAAGGUGGCCCAUAGCUAAAACAGACAGCUGAGCUCUAAGUGGAGAGCAGGGGAGGCGGAAAGGGAGGAGGAAGAGCAGGAGAAGGAGAAGAAAGAAGUGGAGGAGGAGGAGGAGGAGGAGGAGGAGGAGGUGGAGGAGGAGAAGCAUCUGGCUGCACUGAUAUUCACACUACUUCACAAGUUACUAUUAAAACCUACCCUAACCAGAAACCGUGGAUAGAUGGCAGCAUUCGUGAAAAACUUAAAGCACGAACCAUCGCAUUUAACCAUGGCAAGGUGACGGGGAAUAUGGUCGUUCCCUCCGCAAGGCAAUCAAACAGGCAAAACGUCAAUAUCGAGACAAAGUGGAGUCGCAAUUCAACGGCACAGACACGAGAAGUAUGUGGCAGGGUUUACAGACAAUCACAGACUACAAUAGGAAAACCAGCCACGUCGCGGACACCGACGUCUUGCUGCCAGACAAGCUAAACAAGUUCUUUGCCCACUUUGAGGAUAACACAGUGACGCGGCCAGCUACCAAGGACUGUGGGCUCUCCUUCUCCGUGGCUGACGUGAGUAAGACAUUUAGACCAGCUGGCUGGUGUCUUUACGGACAUAUUCAAUCUCUCCCUAUCCCAGUCUGCCAUCCCCACAUGCUUCAAUAUGGCCACCAUUGUUCCUGUACCCAAGAAUGCAAAGGUAACUGAACUAAAUGACUAUCGCCCUGUAGCACUCACUUCUGUCAUCAUGAAGUGCUUUGAGAGACUAGUCAAGGAUCAUAUCACCUCCACCUUACCUGUCACCCUAGACCCACUUCAAUUAGCAUACCGCCCCAAUAGGUCCACAGACGAUGCAAUCGCCAUCACACUGCACACUGCCCUAUCCCAUCUGGACAAGAGGAAUACCUAUGUAAGAAUGCUGUUCAUUGACUAUAGCUCAGCAUUCAACACCAUAGUACCCUCCAAGCUCAUCAUCAAGCUUGAGGCCCUGGGUCUCAACCCCGCCCUGUGCAAUUGGGUCCUGGACUUCCUGACGGGCCACCCCCAGGUGGUGAAGGUAGGAAACAACAUCUCCACUUCGCUAAUCCUCAACACUGGGGCCCCACAAUGGUGUGUGCUCAGCCCCCUCCUGUACUCCCUGUUCACCCAUGACUGCGUAGCCAUGCACGCCUCCAACCCAAUCAUCAAGUUUGCAGACGACACAACAGUAGUAGGCUUGAUUACCAACAACGAUGAGACAGCCUACAGGGAGGAGGGUGAGGGCUCUGGGAGUGUGGUGCCAGGAAAAUAAUCUCUCACUCAAUGUAAAAAAAACAAAUGAGAUGAUCAUGGACUUCAGGAAACAAAGUACCCCCCUAUCCACAUCGACGGGACAGCAGUGGAGAAGGUGGAAAGUUCCUUGGCGUACACAUCACUGACAAACUGAAAUGGUCCACCCACACAGACAGUGUGGUGAAGAAGGCGCAACAGCGUCUCUUCAACCUCAGGGGGCUGAAGAAAUUUGGCCUGUCACCUAAAACCCUCACAAACUUUUACAGAUGCACAAUUGAGAGCAUCCUGUCGGGCUGUAUCACCGCCUGGUACGGCAACUGCACAGCCCACAACCGCAUGGCUCUCCAGAGGGUGGUGCAGUCUGCACAACGCAUCACCGGCCACUUUAAUAAAUGGAACACUAGUCACUUUAAUAAUGCCACUUUAAUGUUUACAUAUCUUGCAUUACCCAUCUCAUAUGUAUAUUCUGUAUUCUAUACUAUCUAUUGCAUCUUAGACUAUGCCACUCUGAUAAUGAUAAUGACAUAUAUAUUUAUAUAUUCUUAUUCCAUUCCUUUACUUAGAUUUGUGUGUAUUAGGUUUGUGUUGUAGGACUGUUAGAUACUACUUGCUAGAUAUUGCUGCACUGUCGGAACUAGAAGCACAAGCAUUUCGCUACACUCGCAAUAACAUCUGCUAACUAUGUGUAUGUGACCAAUACAUUUGAUUUGAUUUUGAUUUGAAGGCUGUAUCAGCUCAGUUUAUGACCCAGCAGCUCAAGUCUCUUGGCGACUAUAAUGAUUGUUCUGAGUGGGGUCACUGGGGAAUGAUUGGUUUACUUGGGAAUCUGAGAGGCCCUCAGACAGACAGGCCAUGCCUCUCCACAUGUCGGGGGAACGUCGGUCAGGCUAGUGUUUAAGUAAGGACACAUGGAAUUGUCAUUACUCAGGAAUAUCCCUCCUGCUUUCCUCCGGGGUGAAAUAUUGUUAUUGUGUUAUUUGAUUAGCUUUAUAUAUGAAGGUUCUCAUUACACACCCUUACAGUGCCCUAUUGUAUUAUUCUGUUGUUUCUGCCAUAAAUGUGUAUCCUCAUGACUAAAACAAAAUAAUGCAGACAUAGUAUGAUAUAGAAUUAAAAAUAUUGUUUGUUCAAAUUGUUUCAUUUGUGCUGGUGGGAUAUGGACAGGAAUACAGGCACAAUCAAAGAAAGCUGAAAACAUGUACUGUAUGACUAUAAUUUCUUCAUUAACUCCUAUAUCCUGUUCUCCUCCCCUUUCCUCUCUGUACUGUAGCUGAUGAGAGAUGUCAACUCUACUGCCAGUCCAAGGAGACAGGAGACGUGGUGGCCAUGAACAGGAUGGUUCACGAUGGCACACGCUGCUCCUACAAAGACCCUUACAGUGUCUGUGUGCGGGGGGACUGUGAGGUAGGCAUCGCCCAGGUCUUAUGGCCUACAGAAGUCAUGCAUGAAGGGACAUUAUUAAAUAUGGCCAUAAACAUUACGAUGCCUUAUACAAUCCCAUAAAUCUCUUCCUGCUACUGGGUAUUUUCUCUGGUCUGGUGCAUUUUAAGUUAUGACCGUUUUCCAUGUGGGUUUGCCAAACUCACUGUUUAUCCAUACUGACGAAAACCAUUGCACCCACAUGCAUAUUCAUUCUCUCUCUCUCUCUCUCUCUCUCUCUCUCUCUCAUUCAUCUUUUCAUGUGUAUGGAAUCCUUUAUCCCCCAUUUUCCCUUUCCAUGGAAUAAAUAUUGAAAUAUAAUGUAUUAUAUUAUACUGUCUGUCCACCUUAUUAGAGUAGAAUGAGUAAUUUACAUUUAAGUCAUUUAGCAGACGCUCUUAUCCAGAGCGACUUACAGUUAGUGAGUGCAUACAUUUUCAUACUGGCCCCCCGUGGGAAUCGAACCCACAACCCUGGCGUUGCAAACACCAUGCUCUACCAACUGAGCUACACGGGACUUAUUAUUUAUUAUUAUUAUUUGAGGUCGGCUAUAUGAUCACACCGGUAAUAGAUCCGUUGUUGUAUUACUUGUGAGGCACAGCUGAGUGAGCAUACAUUUAAAUCAAUCGUUUUUUAUUUUACUGGGCUGAUGGCGCCUGCAUCUGAGAGUCCGCCUCUCAACGUCCCUCUACGAUCCCUUUCCCCUACUGACACUGACCAAAAAGGGACACCGUCUUCCAGCUGAUGGUGAAACUCGAGUCACACCGCAUUAUUUCUGCCUCAUGCACAAAUUCAUGUUGUUACUCCUAUGAACAGAGAAAUUGAAAUAUUCCUCGAUAUUAAAAAAGACCCAAGCCGCUAAUAAUAACAACGUAAGCCUACAGAUACACUUUCCUACUCAUUCAUUACUGCUGCAGUGCUUGUUGUAGCGCUGAAUGGAAAUAGACAAAAACGCAAAUUUUAUGGCUUAUAAAAGUGUUGAAUACAAAAGUGUUGACAGUGCUGAGUAAGAACUUAAACUCACUCAUAAAAACAGCAGCUCUUUGCUGUAUUCGUUGACAGUCUCUCUCUAGUCAUGGUUUGAAACGUUUUGAAGUCUCAGUAUCAACUUUGCUGUAACUUUCUUUUAUGCCCACUACAUUAUGAGCCAUCCGAUUGGCCAGCGGUAGUCCUAUAGUGCACUUGAUUUGCUCUCCGGGCCCGCUGGGGAGGCAGAGUUUGUACCUUCGCGAUCGACCGGUUGGUGACCACUGCUCUAGAAAGUUGAGUGAAGUUCAAUCUUGUGCUGCUCUCUGUGGGCUGAUAUUUCUUCUGCAAGGCAGUCCUGGGGAGGUGCGCAGCAGUUUCGGUGCCACUGCACGCCCGCACACAGCUUAGAGGAAGGAGUAAUGAGGUGGACGGCACUGUACAACUCUUAAAUGUUGAAUGUGCAAUGGGAGGGGGGGAGGAGGUUGUCCGAAUUUUUUUUGUCCGAAAGAAUGUCUUUGUCCUGAUUGACCCAUCCAGGUCCACUCCUCAGCCUGAUCCCAUACUCCCAAACACUGACUCAGCUUAUCUCUCUACAGCACGUGGGCUGUGAUAACCAGAUAGCCUCAGACACGCAGGAGGACAAAUGUGGGAUAUGUGGUGGAGACAACUCCAGCUGUAAGAUCAUCAAGGGGAACUUCACUAGAAGUGCUAAAAAACAAGGUGAGCCCCUCCUCAACUUCACUAGUUGUUAUUUUUUAAUGGGAGUCUAGGGAUGCUCUUCUCGGUAUCUAAAGCUGUUUUGAUACCAAGGAGCCUCUUCGUCAUCACACAUCUAUUUUGUUUGCGGUAUGUUUCAGGUUUCCUCAAGAUACUUGAAAUCCCCCGAGGGGCCAGGCAUCUGUUGAUCAAGGAGUUCAAGGGGACCCCUCACAUCCUCGGUAGGUUUAUUUAAUAACUGUUCUGUGAAUAUCAGAGUGGGUCGUUAAUAUCCUGGACGUUGGCCUCUAUAAAUCAGUCAUCUGUGACUAGCUUGGGUAAGGAGGGUUGUUAUUAAUUGCUGCUUCAGUCAGGUUUUGGCUGAGAGUACAGACAACUGUAGUUGACUGCCAAUAGUGGCUCUGGACUGCUGGGAAGAGAUCACCUGCAGAUACUGAUUUAAACUGCUCUAAUGCUCAUCAUCAUAAUCCUGCCAAAUGUCUCUGGUUUGUACCUGCUAUGAAUAACCAAAAGUGUAAUUCUGAGAGGGAAAAGAAACCAAACAUUAAUAUUUCCUUUUCUCCUUGUUCUCCUUGUGUCAGCGGUGAAGAACCAGGCCACAGGUCAUCUGUUUCUGAAUGAUGAGGAUGAGUUUCCAGAGUCCCGUACGGUGAUAGAGAAGGGGGUGGAGUGGGAGUACCACAACGAUGACGACAUGGAGACCGUCCAGACCACAGGACCUCUCGGAUAUGCUGUUCUGGUCAUGGUGAGUCAAUAUACUCAGGUCCCUGACAAGUCAAAAUUGCUGAGAUUACCUGUAUUAAUGUGUAGUCUACAUGUCACAGAGCAAUGUUUUUAAUGUCAUUGUUUCGUCCUUACCCACUUUUAGUUAAAAUCACCUCACCAACGGAUAUAGUAGGAGUAGCUUCAGGAAAUCAUUUAACCUGAAAUGUUCUCUGUGCAGUGAGUAUCCACUAUCCAGCCAUAUCAUUGGCAAAAAACCUCAGAGCAUCUGUUUGCCUCAUGUGGAGUUAGUUAAAGGUCCAAUGCAGCUGUUUUUAUCUCAAUAUCAAAUCAUUUUUGGGUCACAACGUUACUGUGAUUGUUUUCAAUUAAAAAAUAGCUUCUUAGCAAAGAGCAAUUUCUCAGGCAAGAAUCUUGCUAGGACUGUCUAGGAGUGGUCUGAGUGUGGAGGAGAAAAUGAAAAAUUUGCUGGUUUUGGCAAAGAGGUUUGGACCUCUCUUUCUUAUUGAUUUAUUAACUACUUUAUUGCAUGGUGAUGUCUCUAUGGAAGGCCAAAACUACAUCCCACCAAAACAGGCUGAAAUUGAUCAUUUUCACAAUUUCACAGUAUUAUUCCAACCUAAUAGUGUGGGCCUUUAAAGAAAAUGCACAGUAGUUAAAGAAAACGUACCAUAUCAUUGUCACUGUCAUGUUUGCCACAUCUCAAGCUGCUCUAUAACUUACAAUUUGUCAUUUAUGGCAUUUACUGUAUCUUUUCCUCCCACAGAUCCGUUCCCACGGUGACUCCAAAGUGACCCUCUCCUACAAAUACAUUCUCCACGAGAAGCUGCAGUCAUCCAUAGAGAGCAACCUGGUGCAGGAGGACACAGCCUACUUUGAGUGGGCUCUGAAGAAGUGGUCUCAGUGCUCUAAACCCUGUGGAGGAGGUAGGCAGUCUUUAAAAGUGUCAAUAAAUCGGCUAUUAAAAACCUUUACUGCAUUGGGCUGAAUCAGGGUCACACAAAGUGAUUCUGGGUAGUCUUAAACACAUCUACAUUGAAACAAAAGUAUAAACCUCACACACAUGGCUAUGGGCUUUAAAAAAGAAGACACCUGUACCAUAUCAGAUAUAGAGUUGAAAUGUAUUCAAUUGUGAGUUUGCAUCCCAAUAUUACACUUUAUAUACUGUACAUCACAGAAGACUGAAAUAUAACACAAUUGUUUGACAUAGAAACACUGGAUUUAUUCAUCAUUAUUAAUUAGGAAAUUAGGAAAAUUAUUAAUAACAUUUCACCCAUGAAGCCAGAGGGCUCUUUUGGUCAUUGACUGCAGGAAAGUGCUAGCUGUCAAAUAACCUUGGAUAUUGACCAACAUUGUUGAUGUGAGUGGUAUUGUGUACACUCUGUACCCUCUAUAGGUAAGCAGUACACAAGGUUUGGCUGCAGGAGAAAGUCAGAUGGGAAGAUGGUCCACCGCACCCACUGUGUGAACAUCGACAAUCUCAGAGCUAUCAGCAGGGAUUGCAACCAGAAAGAGUGCUCCCAGCCAGUGUAUGUGAAUGCAUUUAUGUGUGUGUUUGUUUGAUAUGUGUGCUGUGAAUGUUCUAUGUAACUAUUGUAUUACUAUGUCUGUAUAUAAGCUAUUCAUAUUCCUGUUAUGUCUCAGUAAGUCAUUUCUGUUCUCACUCUACCUGUAUGGUGAUGUGUGUGUCUGCUCUAUUCUCCAGUUGGAUCACUGGGGACUGGGAGGAGUGCAGUUCAUCCUGUGGGAAGACUGGCUACCAGAGCCGCUCUGUACGCUGUCAGCAGCCCCUCUCUGGCGGUGGCCAACGCUCCAUCCAUAGCAAGUACUGUAAUGAUGACAGGCCAGAGGGAAGACGACCCUGCAACCGCCAGCUCUGCCCUGCCCAGUGGAGAGUAGGACCCUGGUCCCAGGUACGUAGAUGUUGAAAGACAAAUGUGAAUAGUUCUCCACCAUUACCGACAGCAAAUAUAAGAUUGACAGGAAAAACACUUGUUUCCUUGAAAUCUUUAACUCAGAGGAGUGUCGUGUGUGUGUGUGUGUGUGUUUUAGUGUUCGGUGACGUGUGGCAACGGGACCCAGGAGCGCCAGGUUCUGUGUAACACUCCUGAUAACUCAGUGGGACUCUGCAUGGAGACCAAACCCAUCACACUCAGGAACCUGCCAGCUAGUCCCCUGCACAGGUGACUGUCCAAUCACAAAGCUUAAGUUAUUGAACACAAGUACAUAACAUGUUUUAUUACUGAUACAAUAUUAUUUGAUUUUCACACCGUGCACAAUCCUUUUCUGUUUGUUUUGUUCUCAGGUGACGGAAAAAACUUUUUGAUCCAGUGGCUGUCACGGUCCAACCCAGAGUUUCCUGUACCCAAGAUCUCCUCAAGUAAACGUCCCCUCUAUAGCGCGGAGCGCGGGGUCCGCUGCAUGCCUCUGCUUACCUGGGCUCUACCCUUCUCUCUCUGCCUCUCUCUGCGGGGCAGACUGCCUUGAUAGUGGCUCUUUUCCUCUUUUCCUCUUCUCCUGUUCUCCUCUACACUGGAGGAUGGCUCUGAAAGCUCCUGCCUGACUGUGGCUUCUCUGUCUGGGGAUGGAGGCUUCUUGUACCGUGGUCUCUGGCUCUUUGGCUCUUUCUCUCACACACAUACACUCUCUCCUUCAUGGGUCUUACUGUACUGUAGGCUGCAGAGCUGGCCUUGAACACUCACUGAAGAGAAAAAUGGAAGUUCCGACCCUGAUAAGGCUCUAUUAAUGCCUGAAUGCAGGACUAUGGUCGUGGCCUAGCCUCUGUUUAUGGAGUCGCUCACUGGUUGCGUGUUGUUGGGUUUCAACCUGGGACACUCCAUGGAAGUGAAUAUGGAGUUAUGCAGUGGAUUUGAUAACAAGAAGCUGGAAAGUUUUUUUUGGGAGAGACAUUUCUUCCAUGAUUGUUAACACAAAAGGUGCAGCAGACUCAUGCUCGUUAUAGUUAUACAAUAUGUAUACACGAUUAUCAACAGAAAUAGUUCCACAGAAAUAAGUCUCUCCAUUACUGACUGUUACCGUACCAUAUAUGUAUUUUUGUAUAAAUUCUACCUAAAUAUUUAAGUGAAACGUUUAAUGAGCAUUAAACAGUAUGGAAAUUAAGUAAGGAGGCCAGAAUGUUUAUGGGGAGGUGAGUAGGGUUCAUUCUCACUUUCAGAAAGUACUGUGACUUUUACUCAAAACACAUUUUGUGCGUAAGACCAAGGAAACUGAAAUGUGUCCUUACAUCUCUAAAUGCUUGUUUGUUUGUGUGUAAUUGUAAGGCAUUAGUCAAAAAGAUACUCAGAUACCUCAUGCAAUGAUUUUGUCAUAAACAUCUGGAGAAUAGCUUUGCCUUAUUAGGCUGUUGAGAGAAAUAAAAAAAAUAUGUUUUUUUCUUGUGUGAUACAGCAGAGGAUGAAAAAAUAACUUGAACUUGAUGUUUACAACCAAAUGGAUUCUAUUCACAGCACCUUCAUGGACAACACAGAUAUCAUCAUUUAUUAUCAUUGUAUCAUUAUUGUGGCAAGCUAUAUUCUGGCCGCCGUGUGGAAAACCCUGUGUCAACAAGACUUGAACUGUGACUUGGGAGUAUCUACAGUGUAUCAAAAUGUGUUGCCUGUAUUAAGGAGCAAGUUUCUCAACUUGGUGACAACAAUGAAUUGUGUGCUUUUACCAGCCAACUUGUAAGGCCUGAAAGUAUGUGUUCCUUACUAUAUAUUGGUCAAAAAUUAUUUUUAUCAGAGAUACUGGAUUAAGAGUUUUUAUGCUUAUCAGGAGACACUAAAUGUGCUGUUCCUUUUACACAAAGAAGAACACAUUUAUUGUUUCCCUUGACAACCAGUGUUUAUAUCAGUUAUUGUUCAUCUGUUUUGGCUUACUGGUGUUAUGCAGUUCCUAACCAAAGUGUUUACCAAAUUGCUAACUGUGUACAGUACCUUCUGAUUUAAUGUACUCAAUCAAGACAAACAGCUCCAUUCUGAACUGCAUAGACAGCUUCAUAUAUUUGACAGGGAGAGUGUAUUAUAUGACUUUGGUUUCUAGAUUGUUUCAGUAGUGCAGCCCAAACCCAACAAAUAAACUCAUUAUAAAAUGAUUCAACUUUUUGUCUCACAGAUUAUACACCUAGAGUGAUGACUAAUAAGAUGAAGAACAACUGUAGCUUACCGUUUACAUCGUUACAUCUGAUUAAGCAUGACAAACAAAGCAUUCCUUUCCUUUAUGCUUGAUUAAUCACAGUAGCCUUUUCUGUUACUUUCUCACUUUUUCUUUCUUUGAGGUAGUUUAUGGUUUAUUAUGUUUGUAGCGGUUGUGUUUUGUUUCUGAAAUGUUUGUUGCUUUGUGUUUCAGGGCAGUGUAAGGGGGAUAGGUCAGCGAUCUGUCGUAUGGCGGUGCUGAGCAUGUACUGCACCAACCCUGGGUACAGACAGAUGUGCUGCAAGUCCUGCACCGAGGGGAACUUCACCACUAUGGGCCAGAACUUCACCACUGGGCCCUGGAGGUACACCACACUACCCACCCCCACCAACAGCACCUAUUCAACAACCCCCACAAUAACCCUCAGACCCAAAUCCACCACUGGGAUAUAUAGUACUGACUUUGCUUAUGUCGAGUAUGAUGAUUAUGGGGAGUAUACAACCAAAACCGACGAACACAGCACAACAAAAAAAUAUAGUCCUACCACCACCCCUGUAUUAACCACUAGACGGCCCAGAAGAGUAACCACCCCCCCGGUUACUGCCAGAAGUCCUAAAUCUCCACCCACCACCACUGAGGAGACUACGGUUCCCAGCACCACCGUCAUCACCGUCACUACCGCGGAACCCACCACAAUCCCCACCAAUCAGGACCCAUCAACUCUCAGAACUACAAAUGUCCCCAAGUCCACCACAGCUUGGGUUGAUGUUAUUGAGAGGAAGUCCUGGAUGACCCUGGCUCCAUCCACUUCCAGACCUAAAGGAGACAAGAGACGGAAAACCAUUCCAACACAGCGUAGGGUCAUUGUGACACUCAUGCCCUCCACCAUAGCCCCCCACCGGACAGGGGACAAGAGAGAAAACAACUCGGUGGACGUGCCGUACAGGAUCGUUGGUGUAGACAAUGAGGUCUCUCAAAACCACUUUGUUCCUAGAAUACGGCCUCCAUUCCGAGAAACGACACGAAACAAAAGGAUACAAGAACUCCUAGCCGAGAAAAGGAGGCAAGACUUACUUCUCAGACGAGCAAAAAGAAAACCU
Coregonus sp. 'balchen' is the source of this 27689-nucleotide messenger RNA. Lineage: Eukaryota; Metazoa; Chordata; Actinopteri; Salmoniformes; Salmonidae. The record is from the annotation of a GenBank genome assembly.